Hydractinia symbiolongicarpus is the source of this 858-nucleotide messenger RNA. RefSeq lists its product as uncharacterized. The transcript has a single exon. The record is from RefSeq and is a predicted model, not a curated record. The coding region runs from base 153 to 812 and encodes 219 amino acids. NCBI's taxonomy places the organism in Eukaryota, Metazoa, Cnidaria, Hydrozoa, Anthoathecata, Hydractiniidae.
UACGGCGCUUUUGAUCAAACUGGAUACAUCUACGUCAAUUAAACAUCUCAUCAGUCGUUGCUUGUAUCAUUGCUCGGGCUACCAGAAAUCAAAGUGUGCGCUGCGGUAAUCGUAACAACUUUUUUGUUUUGAUCUAGACAUGGUGUGAAUUUAUGAAGGGAGGUGGGAAAGGUGACGAUGAAAGGCCUGAUUUAACAGGCGGUUGGACACUGGUAGCCCGGGUCAAGGGACAAGCUACUGACUGGUCGCCUAUUUCUGAUCUUUGGGCUAAUAAUGAAACUUUGAAUGAGGGUACUGCAGGAGACACUAAAAGUACAAUAUCUAUGAAAAACGUAGGUUACAACCUAAUAAAAAGUGAUGUUCUGUUGCUGUGUUUUACUGGACGCAAUACAGGCUGUGCCAAAUUCACACACAACAAGAACAUGCCGCUACAAAGACUUUUUGCUAAUCAGUACGGUGUUGUACCGGAUGAACAAUACACUAUUGCGCCCUUUAUGAAGGCGAUAGGAAAGUCUUGCGAUUUGUCGAUAUUACGUCAAAGUUGGUGCGGUAUGAAUUUAGCGAAUGUUUGCGAUGCUAAAAAAGCAAACCCAAACGAGAAGCCACCACGUACAACCCAUAUAGUCCGAAUUGGUUGUAUCGGAGAUCGUACGGCUACGUGUUUUCCUGACGAUUACGCUGUGGGUAUUGGUGUUACGAGUUGUAAAGAUGGUUUCGGUUGUAGCAACGUAGGUGCAUCGAAAAAUAUGCAUUAUAGAUGUGAUUAUGUGUACGGCGCAUUUUCGCAAACAGCUUUUAUAUACGUUUUGUAAAUAAUUUUUCCAUAGUCAUUUUUUAAUAAACUGAACAUUUAACCAA